CUCCGUCCCUCUUUGACUGACUCCGCCAGUCGAAGCGCUUUUGUUGCUCGUCCGACAAGCCAAGGACAAGAAUCGGUCCUCGCUUUCCUUUGCUUCUCAUUGAUCCUCUCUUCUCCCCAACUCUCGGCCAUGACCGACUCCCUGUCAUCGGCAAUGUCGAAUCUCGACGUCUCCAAGCAUUCCCACGCUGCCCCCUCAGCUGAUGCCCCUUGGGCUUCGCAGCUUCCCGAGGGCAUUCUGCCCACCAAGACGCUCGUCUUCAAGCCAAAGGCUGGCAAGUCUGCUCCGGUCAAGCCCGUCGUUGUCGUCGCGCUCGAGUCGACAGACGUUGGCUCAGCCAAUGUCCUUGCAAAGGAGAUCGGCAUCAAGGAGAUGAGGGCGGCAGCCGACGAUAUCUGGAAGGACUGGUUUGGCGCAGACAAAGAGACUGCUUCCCCUCUUACCCUGUCAGCACAGAAUGCUCCUGGCGGCUCGCACCCCAUCUUCCUCGUAAUCGACUCGGCCAUCACCCUAGCCCCGGCCGGCUCAAGGCUCGCGUUCCACUCGUCCUCGAGCACAGAGUCCUCCUCCAUCCCCGCAUCAGAGUUCACAAAGUACAUCGACCACCUCAAGGUUGAGCAGAAGACGAUUGACUUUGUCGAGCUCAAGAACAAAGCGCCUGCUCCUCCGGCGAGUGCGGCGGCGGCAGGAGGAGCAGCUAAGGCAGAUAAGGCAGCAGCGCCUGCACGUGGGGCCAAGCUGUCCAAGUCGGCUGCGGUCAUUGAUGAUGCGGCCUUGGUCGGAAUUACGGUCAGGAAGGCAGGCGACUUCUCGGAGUGGUAUCAGCAGGUAUUGAGGAAGGGCGACAUGCUCGAUUACUACGACGUCAGCGGGUGCUACAUUCUCAAGCCGUGGAGCUACACCGUCUGGGAAAGCAUCCAAUCCUUCUUCGAUGGUGAGAUCAAGAAGCUUGGCGUAUCCAACUGCUACUUCCCCAUGUUCGUCUCCUCGGACGUCCUCGAGAGGGAAAAGGACCACAUUGAGGGCUUUGCGCCUGAAGUGGCUUGGGUCACCCGUGCCGGCCAGAGCGACCUCGACAAGCCUGUCGCCAUCCGUCCGACGUCUGAAACGGUCAUGUACCCCUACUACGCCAAGUGGAUCCAGUCACACCGUGAUCUCCCCCUCAAGCUCAACCAGUGGAACUCUGUAGUCCGCUGGGAGUUCAAGCACCCCCAGCCCUUCCUGCGCACUCGCGAGUUCCUCUGGCAAGAAGGUCACACGGCGCACAUCAGCCUCCAAGAGGCGGACAAGGAAGUCAAGCAGAUUCUCGACCUCUACCGACGAGUCUACACAGACCUGCUUGCCGUCCCCGUCGUGCCCGGUGUCAAGUCAGAAAAGGAGAAAUUUGCAGGCGGUUUCUACACCACGACUGUCGAGGGCUUUGUCCCCACGACUGGUCGCGGGAUUCAAGGAGGCACGUCUCACUGCCUGGGCCAGAAUUUCUCCAAGAUGUUCAACAUCUCAGUAGAAGAUCCCAAUGCCUCAGCCGACGUACGUGGCACGCCGCAAGGUCGUCUGCACGUCUGGCAGAACUCGUGGGGUCUGUCCACCCGCACCAUCGGAGUCAUGGUCAUGGUACACGGCGACGACAAGGGCUUGGUGAUGCCUCCCAGAGUGUCGCAAGUGCAGGUCGUGAUCAUCCCGUGCGGUAUCGGUGUCAAGACUACGCCUGAGGGCAGGAAGGCGAUUGAAGAUGCUUGUGCGAAGGCGGAGCAAGACUUGCUCGCUGUUGGCGUAAGGGCAAAGGCGGAUCUGAGGGAUGUGUACAGUCCUGGGUGGAAGUUCAACGACUGGGAGAUGAGGGGUGUCCCGAUCAGGAUGGAGAUUGGCCCUAAGGACCUGGAGAAGGACUCGCGCCUUCUCGUAAGACGAGACAACGGGGUCAAGGCUUCAAUCGCUGCGAGCGAGAUGGUCUCCCACGUGCCCCAGCUGCUCAACAAGAUUCACGACGACAUGUACGAGCGCGCCAAUACCGAGUACACCGCGAGGAGGAAGAAGGUUACCGAGUGGUCCAACUUCACCCGCGAGCUCAACGGCAAGAACCACGUCAUCAUCCCAUGGUGCGAGAUGGAGACGUGCGAAGACGCCAUCAAGGAGCGCUCUGCGCGUUCGUCGGAAGAGGGCCAAGACGAAGACUCUCGUGCCCCUUCCAUGGGUGCCAAGUCGCUGUGCAUUCCCUUUGAUCAGGAGCAAUUUGGGCCCAUUGAGGGCCUGAAGUGCCCGCAGUGCCAGAACGAAGCAAAGAGGUGGACGAUGUUCGGCCGAUCCUACUAGACGAGUGGCAGGGCUGAAGGGAGGGCACGGAGACAGGACGAUGUCAAUGCCCUUUUCAUGUAUUGUCAUGUGAACAAUGAACAGUGCUCAUUUCAAUGUC
Molecule: messenger RNA, 2413 nt
Organism: Jaminaea rosea
Lineage: Eukaryota; Fungi; Basidiomycota; Exobasidiomycetes; Microstromatales
Product: putative proline-tRNA ligase
Exons: 7
Coding region: 130-2313 (727 amino acids)
Biological process (GO): prolyl-tRNA aminoacylation
Cellular component (GO): cytoplasm; aminoacyl-tRNA synthetase multienzyme complex
Molecular function (GO): aminoacyl-tRNA deacylase activity; proline-tRNA ligase activity; ATP binding
Source: RefSeq, a predicted model, not a curated record